Aspergillus luchuensis is the source of this 978-nucleotide messenger RNA. RefSeq names its product putative 3-oxo-5-alpha-steroid 4-dehydrogenase. The transcript has 3 exons. Gene Ontology annotation, molecular function: 3-oxo-5-alpha-steroid 4-dehydrogenase activity. The record is from RefSeq and is a predicted model, not a curated record. NCBI's taxonomy places the organism in Eukaryota, Fungi, Ascomycota, Eurotiomycetes, Eurotiales, Aspergillaceae. Gene Ontology annotation, biological process: dolichol-linked oligosaccharide biosynthetic process; polyprenol catabolic process. Gene Ontology annotation, cellular component: endoplasmic reticulum. Bases 1 to 978 code for a protein of 325 amino acids.
AUGGAGCUUCCCUUCAACCUGGUGGAUACAGCUCUUUCCUCCACGCACAUUGACGCCAUCGACGCCCUUCGAGCCUUUUUUCUUUUGGCAUCCUGCACGAUCCUCUCCGUCAGCAUCUUGCCACAUUCGCUUCACUCACGCUUCAUUCCUUAUGGCGCUCGUACAACCUCGACGGCCGACUCGCAGUCCUCGCAGUCCUCACCCCCGGCGUCCUCGGACUCUCCGGCAGCCCGCGCUCUUGACUAUGCUGCCGCCUUGACAGUCCCUCACAGCUACUUCACACAAUUCUACAUUGCCUCCGUUCUGGCUUCGGUCUUCUGGGCUGCGCAGCUUUUGUGUCAGGGUGCUGUGUUCCAGGCCUUUGCGACGAGAAUCAGUCCGGAACAUAUGCAACAGUCCAUGUCGAUACAGCAAGUCUUCUUGUGCUGGGCGCUCAUGCUCAUCCAGGGUGCAAGGCGGCUAUAUGAGUGCAGCGCCUUCGCCAAGCCUUCGGCCUCGAGAAUGUGGUUUGUUCACUGGCUCGUAGGCCUUGCAUUUUACCUAGCAGUAUCCGUUGCCUUAUGGAUUGAAGGAGCAGGAGCCCUGCUGUCUCAUAAAGUGAUUCUCGACGACGUCAAGGUUACGAUAGCUCCGUCUCUCCGCACCUUUGUCUGCAUCCCUCUUUUCUUGAUUGCAUCGGGCGUCCAGCACGACUGCCACCAUUAUCUCUUCUCUCUGAAGAAGUAUACCCUACCCACUCAUCCCAUUUUCCGCGGGAUUAUCUGUCCGCAUUAUACAGCAGAGUGUGUGAUAUAUCUCUCGCUGGCUCUGCUGGGCGCGCCCAAGGGUGAGGUCGUAAACAAGUCGCUGUUGUCCGCUCUCGUAUUUGUCGUUAUCAACUUGGGCGUCACCGCUGCGAACACCAGGCAGUGGUAUAUGCGAAAAUUCGGCGUGGAAUCUGUGCGGGAGAGAUGGAACAUGAUCCCUUUGGUUUACUAA